This is a messenger RNA of Ornithodoros turicata, 446 nucleotides long. RefSeq lists its product as uncharacterized. The annotation marks the transcript as partial. NCBI's taxonomy places the organism in Eukaryota, Metazoa, Arthropoda, Arachnida, Ixodida, Argasidae. The transcript has 5 exons. The record is from RefSeq and is a predicted model, not a curated record.
AGCAAUAUGAAUUUAUUGCAAAUCAUCCCAGACAUUCUGAUGGAAAGCAUGAAGUUAUUACUCAGGCAAGCGUUAUACGAUGGAGAAAAUAGGUCAAUUGCUGCUUCCCGGAACACGUUCAGUGGAUUUGAAAACCUUAGUGCAUGCGUCUUCUCCAAGAAAGCGAGAGCGUUCCUCCCGGAGUUUAAUUACACAGACACCGGAAACAUUCUGCUAUAUGAAGCACUGGCUGGCAUCUUGGCAGUUCAACCGUUCUUAGACGUCUACAAGAAGUUUCUCGGUGGUUCAAGGUCCCACAUAGAUGACCGCGCCUCCUUAGCAUCUUCGCCUUACAGACCAUUACAAAUGGCAUUCAUCUCAUAUGCUGAGAGCAUGUGUGAAAUGGUCGCUGCUCCUCACGGUGAUGAAAGCAACUUUUCGCCUUCGCGUUUGUCACUAUCCAGCAG